UAACCGAAAUCUCGUUAACCGAGGCGCUCGUUAACCGAGGGACCACUGUAUACUUUUCAAGCUAACUUAAAGAUGCUUGACAAAGUAUAUGUGAAGCUCAUAAAAGUGUUAGAAUAAUGUUUCAUAUAGUUGGCAUUAUAUGGGAUUCAGGUCUACUAAGCAUAAAUUUUGAGUAGACUGAUAUAAUAAUAUGAUAAAGAACUCACUCAAGAGGCCUAUGCUGUGCUUGUUUGUCUUACUACCUUAUUAUGCAUUCCUUCAGGCUAAAGUUCUUCCAGCGGUGGGCGGACGAGAAAAUCCCCGACGUAUUCUGGUUUUCUGGGCUGUUCUUCCCCUACUCCUUCCUCACGGGCAUACGUCAGAACUAUGCCAGGAAACAUGCCAUACCCAUCGACAGGAUUGACUUCCUGUUUAAGGUAAUGGAAAAGGAGGUGGAAGAUAUCAUCCAGGAAUGUAUCAGACCCAACUUCGUGGAGUUGCCAGUGGUGAUCGAGCGGCUGCCCACGCCAAAUGUGCAGGGGCAGUACUACCCCCUCGACACUGACCUCGAAGACAACGAAUCGCUUCCUUACGAUAACGACUCCCCCCAGCUCAAGAAGGAGGGUGACCAGGUAACAAAAUGCAGAAACAGAUAUCAAAUGCCAGGCUAAUAACUUUAGUACAGGGAUUGAAGGAAGGAAGGAAGGGAAAGUAAGUAAUAAAUCAGAGAGAGAGAGAGAGAGAGAGAGAUAAACCAGAUUAAGUGGAAGGGAGUAUUCAGGAAAGGAUGAAGAGUAGAGUCAGGUAAACUAAAAGGCUGUCUUGGUAAGAAUUGGACUAUGAGGAUGGUGAAGACAGAAUGGGAAAUGAAAGAUUAGUUAUCAAAAGAGAACCACAUAACAGAGAGGGAAGAGCUUGAUAAAUAAUGAAGGAAGAGAGACCAGGUACAAGCAGAAAUAGAUAAGGAAGGAUGACAAGAUAACAAGUGGUAGAAGGAUGAAGAAGGAACUGAAUAAGGAGGGAAAAGGUAGCAAGAUCAUGAAAGGAGAAGGAUAAAUCUUACCAAGAUGACAGGUAUGCUAAUAGACAAAGGAAAAUGGCAUAUGUGUGCCCUAUAUUCAAACAGGGUGAUUAACACGGCUCAAACAAUUAAGGUGCAGCCUUCUGGAGUCAUCCUACUUCCAGAAAAAAUAAAUAGAAGUUGGAAGUUACACAAGCCCCCAAGCCCCAUCUGUACAAGCAGCCUAAAUAAUUGUGGCUAUCUUGUCAUCAGAUUUACUACCUCACUUACUGUUACAUACUACAGGUACUCCUCUACUUACGAACGCGUUACGUUCCUGAGGCUUGCUUGUAAGUCCAUCUUUGCUCUUGUAGAUACCAAAUAUAUUGUAAAAAAUG
Homarus americanus (American lobster) is the source of this 1377-nucleotide messenger RNA. RefSeq names its product dynein axonemal heavy chain 6-like. Gene Ontology annotation, molecular function: minus-end-directed microtubule motor activity; dynein intermediate chain binding; dynein light intermediate chain binding. The transcript is spliced from 2 exons. The record is from RefSeq and is a predicted model, not a curated record. NCBI's taxonomy places the organism in Eukaryota, Metazoa, Arthropoda, Malacostraca, Decapoda, Nephropidae. Gene Ontology annotation, biological process: microtubule-based movement. Gene Ontology annotation, cellular component: dynein complex. Bases 249 to 650 code for a protein of 133 amino acids.